AUGCCGACUUCAUUCCUGCAAGCCUGGACACUUGUUGCUGCUUUGCUAUCUAUCACGAAAGCUCAAGGCAUCAAUGGCAAUUACAGCGCAAUAAUUGAUGACAACAUCGAGGACUACGACAGAGACCUAUACCAAUACAUCAAACAAAAUCUUCCACUGCGAAAUGGCACAGAGUAUCCACUGAGGUACACUGGCUUCAAUUGGACUGAACCCGCGGAAGACAACGGAUUGUGGACAUUGAGAUGGAAUACAGCCGAUGCCUGGCUCCCUGGCAACCUCACCAAACCAGGACGCGAGAAAGCCGUGGUCACGAGCUACGCUCUGCAGUGGCAAGGUGAGGACAAGUACAACAAUCUGUCGGCCAAAAUCGCCAACGAUACCGAUGCGCUUCGGGAUGCGGCCAUUCGUCAAUCGCCGCCGAAUAUGUGUUUUGGAAUGAUGAGCUGGAGCUCGGAUUUUCCCGAGGAGGUGAAGAAGCGAAUGGAUGUUGAUGCCAGUAAUGGUUGCGAGAGUCUGUUUGGAGAAGAGUGUCUGAGGUCUCUGACAAGGGCAUAUACCAUCGCUUUUGAUGAUGAUGAUUGUGAUAUUGCGGUGGAUGAGCCGCGGAGCACGGGAUUGGCGGGGUGCGCGGAUACCUGGGACAAGUUGGGCGGGCUGACUUUCUUGAGUACUAGUAUUGCGAACGGAAGUCAGGCGUCGAAUACGAGUUACAAGAGUCCGGAGUGGGACGAUGUUAUUGCACAGCAGGUCCAGUUGCAUGCGGCCGAUGACAAUUCGACGUACGAGAAGGAAUUAGAGCGCACGCAGUUUGUGGUGUUGAAGGAGUCCGGAAAAGAUGCACAGUUGCUGUGCAAGAGGUUCGAGGGGUCUGCUUGGCGGGUCGCUGCUGGUCUCGGACCCGUGCUACUGACGAUCGGCGUCUUGACUGCGCAGUUGAUGGAGGUGUUGUAG
Molecule: messenger RNA, 951 nt
Organism: Cercospora beticola
Lineage: Eukaryota; Fungi; Ascomycota; Dothideomycetes; Mycosphaerellales; Mycosphaerellaceae
Source: RefSeq, a predicted model, not a curated record